Hyaloscypha bicolor E is the source of this 1100-nucleotide messenger RNA. RefSeq lists its product as uncharacterized. The record is from RefSeq and is a predicted model, not a curated record. The transcript has a single exon. Lineage: Eukaryota; Fungi; Ascomycota; Leotiomycetes; Helotiales; Hyaloscyphaceae. Bases 154 to 1038 code for a protein of 294 amino acids.
UUUCCCUUUAAACCUUUCCAAGACUAACACUAACGACUCCAAAAAAGGACGGCACUCCACAACGCAGGAGCUUCAGUCAGCUUACAAAAUCGUCAGGGAGACCAACUCCGUGAAACAAUAAGGGUGUUAGUUGAAGCGGGCAACAUCGACCCCAUGGCGAUCAGCAAAGCAGGGCAAACCGCUCUGCAUAACUUUAUGGGCGCCGUGGAGCCGUAUCAAUAUUUAAUCCACUCGCAAGAGUAUUUUGUUGUGGACCUCUCCCACGUGGAUCGCCAGGGGCAGACUGCUCUCCAGAAGCUUGCGAGUUCACCUUUACCAGUGACUCCUACCUUGAUCCGAGCCUCGACCCUUGAGUCGUUUCCAAGCCAGCUGGCGUUGCAGGAAUGGCCCACAAUCAUGGGGCGAAUGACGUUUCUUGUUGGCGCUGCGAGACGACUUGCGAGCGUCUUUCAACAUACGUGCAUCUCCAGAACGGAAAUAAGGUUUGUUUCGGAGCUGAUCAAAGCGGGUGCAGACCUCCAUUUCGCUGAUGAGUUUGGAGCGACGGCUCUGGAUCGUUUGCUUGGUGAUGGGCAUUAUCCUGCUUGGCCGUCCAUCGAAAUCAACAAGGAAUGCUUGAUACACGCUUGGCUUCUCUGCUUGUUCCAAUGUGGCAUUAUUCUACAUUCGUACUUCCGUGAGGAGGAAAGACUGCAUCCGGGAGGUAUGGUCGUGGAGCGGGACUGGCACCGGAGAGGCAUCUAUCGAACCUUCACAGUUUACUACGGGUUUUACAGCGAUGACGUUACGAUCCUCGUUGAGGAUUUGCAACCUCUUUCUGACAGAAGUGAAGAUAUACCAGGAAGCUGGGACUCGGAGUUGGAAUAUGCUGAUGCUCGCUGUAUGUCGUUGGUCGAGGAUUGCUAUCCAACUGCUUUCUGGUCGGUUACUACUUCGGGCUUUCGACACGGGGAUUACACGGCUGAGAGAGCAACGUGCAGUGAGGAUCUCCCUGUAGGACAGCGUUGGAAAAAUCGGCAGAAUCGACUCUAUAAGUAAGAGGAAUAAAUGAGCCGAAAGCUGGUCGGAUGUUCAACGGGAAUUUCAAAAUACUAUUGGAA